UGUAAUACUUCCAUCAACUUCCGCUACCAAGAUCAUCUCGUCCGCGCCAACUAUGGCAUCCAAACAGGCAUCAUCUCUUCAAGGCGAUAAAGACUCACUAGAGAAAUGUAAAUGCGCAAUUUGUAUGUAUAUUCUCAUCGAGCCUGUGACAUUUCCAUGUACCCACGAGUUUUGUAUGCCAUGUUUCAAGAAAAACGUUGAAGAAGGCAGCUUUACGUGCCCGUUAUGUCGCACACGAAUAUCCAACUGGGCUCGUAAAGCGACGAAAAACAACACACUUGUGGACCAGAAACGCUGGGAACAAGUUAAGAAAUUAUUCCCUGAAAAAGUUCAAAGACGUCUUGAUGGAUUAGACGAUGAAACUGACGACGAUGAUGUGAAUGACAACGAAGAAAUCGAUGUGCAGUACAGGCGAAUAGGGCAACUAUCCAAACCUGGAGAAAUUCGAGAAGAAUAUGAAGCAGAAGUGAAAAAGUUAGCUGAGCGAGCAGAAGAGGAAAGGAGGAGGGAAGAGGAGGCGAGUGCUGCUCUGAUACAGGAACUUGUCACUGCUGACGAACACAUUCAAGAGAAUCGAUCUAUGCUGGAGGAAAUUGCAAGACAAGAUGAAAAGUUGGCCAAAGAGCUGGCAGAACGUGUAGAUAUUACAGAUGCAGAGAAUCCAGUCCAUUCAACAUGUAAAAAGUCCAAGGGAGGUUCUUUGAAUGAAAAUCCCUCCCACCUACCUAAUGGGAAUUUUAAAGAGAAAGGGAAGCAGCUUGCAAACAAGCAAGGCAGAACAUUGAAAACAUUUUUUCGACCAUUGGCAUCUGUUGUGAACCCACAUUCUUUCAAGGAUGCUGAUUCCAAAUUGUCAGUUAAUGAAUUGCCACAGAAAAAUAGCCAAGAGAGCCAUCAGACUUUUCGACAGAGAUCACCCAGUCCAACAUUUGUUAAGACUGCUGAUGACACUGUGCUGGAGUCUGAACAUGCGUGCAAAGCCAUUUGUCAAGGAGGAGAUUGUGAGGAAACAGCUCAACACCAAAUCCAAAAAUAUGAGGCUAUGCCUGUUGAUCCAAAGGCUUCUGAUACAGCAGGAAUAAAGUUGAUGCAGAAUUUGGAUAGCAACACCGAUGAAAAAUUCAGGCAGCAGACUGCAAGAGGUUCCCUUUUGACAUCUGACCAGGGACUGACAUGUCUGGAUUAUGUCACACCACAUCCAAAACCAGCCACACACUCAUUAACACAGCAAUCAGCCGGAGUCACACUGAACCCCUUGGAUCCCAUUACUAGUACAUCUCCCUCAGUCACCCAACACAGUCCACCAUCAAGAAAAGUGACUGCAGGAGAAGAACCAGUCCCUGCUGAUAAAACAAGUAACAUGUGUUCCACCUGCAGUGGUGACGACAGCUGUGAGAAUUCUGAGUUGAGAGAAAAUGGCAAGUGUACGCAGGAGUCAGGUGCAGGUCAUGCACUCUUACCUACCGAGUUUCACACUGGACAAGACAAGACUACUGACCAGCAGAUGAUCCUUAAAAAGAAAGUGGCACAGUCAUCUCCUCCUGCCACGAAGGUAGUGCUUCAGGAAAAACUGACACCUGGGCUUUGUAGUAUUGCUACAGAGAGACAUGAGGCUUGGUCAUGGCAGGCAUUAAAUCAAGAAUUGCCAACUGCCAGCAAAAGUAAGCACAAGAUAGAAAAGGAUUUGUCACCUUCAACAUCACCUGCACCAAACAAAAAUGGCCAGUUGCUUGGGAAGGAUUUGUCAUCUAUACCUCCUAUUGUGCCAGGUCAUACUUCUCCCAUGUCAAGACUGGAUUUGAAUUCGACCACAGUGCCUGAAUGGUCAGGAGGAUUUAAUGCUGAUAUGGUUACCAGUAAUAAGGCAGUACCUUCUGUGGUACCUUCUAUCCUUGACACUGUUGAAAAUGUGACUGUCUUUAAAACAAAUUCUCAUUUAGCUGGUUCCACUGAUGAGACUUCUGCCAAUAAAUCCAUAGAAACACCCAGAAAAGUUUGCCUAGAUACAGCAACACAUGGCAUGAGCUUGGAAGAAAUUAGAGAAAAUAAAGAAAUAUGCAACCCUGCACUUUCAGAUAAAGAGAAAAAUGUCCUUGCAAAAAGUAGUUCUACCAUUUGCAGAAGAAAUGCCACCAAAACAAGAUCAUCUUCAGCAACUGUUGAAAGGAGUGACUUUCAGAACUUUAGCCCACAGCGCUCCAUCAAAGAUUGGUUAUCUCCAUCCUCAGGGAACAUGCAAAGCACUUCCAUAGAUCCUGAUUUUGGUGUUGACGCUAUUGUGGUGCUUUCUUCCUCAUCAGAAUCCACAGUGCUAAAUCCUUGUGCAGAAACUUUUAAAACUAAAACAUCUGUUCAUCUGGCUAAAUCAAAAAAAAGAUCAGCGGAGACUUUGCUUUUGUCUAGAAAUUCAAAGGGAGCAAAAUCCAAGCUUAAAACAGUUUUCAAGAAUCCUACUAAAAAGGUAUCACAAACAUCUUGCAAAAGAAAGGUUCCAAAGGAUCAGGAUAGUAACUGCUCAGACUUAUCAGGAGUGUCUCCAUCUAAGAGCAGAAAAGAUAGCAGUGACAGCAGCAAUGAAGACGAUGAAGUGGGGUUGAGCCAAGAAGAGAGAGAUUAUCGUUUUGCUUUACAGCUUCAGAAACAGUUUCGUCUUGCAGACAAACUCCAUCUCCAGGUUUUACGUUUCAAGGGCUCAAAUGAUGCAUACAGUCUGCGAAAAGGAAAUCAACACAAGUGAACUUUAUAUGGCUGAAAUGUUUUAAUAUUUCUAUGUUCGACAUACUAGAUUUUGUGAGUUUUAGUUUGGAUUUCUUCAGAGAGGCUAGAAAGCCUUUUUUAGAUAUGGUUUUACAUCCAUAAACUUAUUUAAUUCGAAAGAUAUUUCUACAAGAUUCUAAUGUUUUCAUAUAUAUUUUUAUUUAAAUAGUUUUAUUUACAUUUUGCACAAACUGCAAAAGUAUAACCACUUUGUGCCUUUUACUUCUGUUCCUCAUAAGUCAAAAUCAUAGCGAUGCAUGUGUUGCAUUUGUUCUUGUUAGCCAGUUAUUCUUUGUGAUUGCUUAUCUAUGGUGAUAAGAAACUACAAUAAAUAAUUCCGUUGAACAAUGUAUAUGAAAACUGACAUGCUAUUAAAAACUAUCCCAUAGUUUUCAGUUGAAUGAUAUUAAAAAGCCUUUGCAAUACUCGCAGUUAUUGUUAUUUAGUACCUUUCUGCAUUUUCUGUAUUUGUUUUUAUUCAUCAUUAGGACUGUUGUUUACUCUUUCAUGUGUUAUUCAUUAGUUUUCCUGUUCCUCGCAUGCUGUUCAUAUCUCAUUCUUAUUCUUAGGUGCUAAGAGUGUGAGUAUGCGCUAAAUUCCCCCUUUUCUGCAGUAAAAGUGUUUAAAAGUUCACAUGACAAGUCCGCUUAUAAAGAUUUCACCAUCAAAAACACAAUAUAUAUAAUAUAAUCUUUUAUUGUUGCCACUCCUCUUAAAUUAGAUUCAGUGUGCCAGCCCAUGUCGAGUGCAUAAUAAAAGAGAGGAAAAAAACUUGACAGAAAAAUGCAUUACUUAAUUUUUACAAAAUUUCAAAAAUUAAAAGUCAGACACACCUCACAAGUUUUACAUGACAAUUAUACAUAUUUUAUCAGUUAGGUCAGGAAUUAAAUACAGUGCUGAAGAAAACAGGUAUUUCUCCCGUCAAAGUUAAGGACAAGCAUAUCAGGCAACAAAAAUCACUUUUUUUUUUCUCUUGAUCUUUAAAAUGAAGCCCCUCAUUUAUGCCAUUAUAUUAAAAUGGGCAGUCAUGAAAUGCACACAUUUGUCCAUACUUUCCAUUCUCUUUCAACAAAAUUAAAAAUAAUAGACAGUCAUGUUUUCUUCUAUGUUAUUUAUUUGUUGUUUUAGCUCUUUCUCUCUUGUAAUCUGCUUCUUCUUUUUGGCAGAUGCAUAAGCUAUACUGGCUCCCCUAAUCUGUAAAAGUAACAUUUCAAAAAAAAGUUGAUCACUUAUUUGGAGGUGAAGAUCAGAAGGAGAAAUGGAGUCAAGUGAUUCACGACAAUAUGGUAAAGCUGUAUAUUGUUCUCUAGUCUCGCUAAUAACCUUCUUGGCUAAUUGUAUGUACUCCUCAUCUUUAAGAAGGGAUUUAUUAAACUUCCAGAAUGUCUUGCAUUUUCCAUGAUUUUUUCCUAGCUGAAGUGAUAUCAUUAUAGGGGAAUGGUCAGAUCUAUAAGAUGGUUCUAUUUUUGCUGAAGUAACUUCCCCGGCUAAUGUUUCUGAUAUCAGAAAGAAGUCUAACCUAGCCUGUUGUAGUGGGUGUCUCUUCCGCCAAGUGAAACCUUUAGUCUCAGAAUGCAUCUCUCUCCAAAUAUCAACUAGAUUAAACUCUUCAAUAAUGCUUUUUACUAUUUUCCUCGAAUUGGGAUUAUUUAUUCUUUUAUAGUUGUAAUAAUCAAGAGUUGGGUUUAACACCAGGUUCCAAUCACCAGUCAUGAUGACAUAGACUUUUUCUCGAUUAUGCAGCUUUUCUUUAAGUUCACUGUAAUAAGCUGGACUAUCAGUAUUUGGGCCAUGAAGGUUAACUAGCAGAUAAUCAGAGUCAUCAAUGCCCACUUUUAAAAUCAUAAAGUUUCCAGCUGGAUCAUUGUAUAGAUCUUUGUAUUUGUAUUCGAAGUUAUUAUUGAUUAAUAUUGCCAGACCCUUAGUGUUUGAACUGUGAGAAUUAAAGUAAACAUCAUAUCCCCAUUUUGCUUUGACAAUAUGUUCUAUUUUUUUUUUAGUAAAAUGAGUUUCUUGAAUACAGUAUACGUUGUAUUUUUUUUCUUUAAGGAAAUGGAGAAUAUCAUCUCUUUUUUUCGGGUCUCCCAAGCCUCGACAAUUCAUAGAACAUAUAGUUAACUUAUCCAUUAUUUUUAAUUAGGAAAAAAAAAAA
Messenger RNA from Pomacea canaliculata, 4909 nucleotides. RefSeq lists its product as uncharacterized. Gene Ontology annotation, molecular function: ubiquitin-protein transferase activity; metal ion binding; nucleosome binding. The transcript is spliced from 4 exons. Bases 53 to 2737 code for a protein of 894 amino acids. Gene Ontology annotation, biological process: double-strand break repair. The record is from RefSeq and is a predicted model, not a curated record. NCBI's taxonomy places the organism in Eukaryota, Metazoa, Mollusca, Gastropoda, Architaenioglossa, Ampullariidae. Gene Ontology annotation, cellular component: nucleus; site of double-strand break.